AUGGGAUAGAGUGCUAAUGUCAUCUAUUGUAAACUGAUAAUCUGCUUGAAAAUUAUUCAGAAUAGAUUAAUUCCAAGUACUUUGGUCCUCGUUAUGCCUCUUAGUAUGCAAUAAAAACAAAAUUCAUAACCAAGUUUAAAGCUCGCAAUAACAAAGUUAAAGGAUAACCAAAGGUUCUCAAACAGCCUCUACAAAACUAUACAAAUUAAGAAGUAGCUUUAAAUUCAAUAGAAAAAAAUGACAAAUUUUUUAUAAAUAAGAAUUUAAUUCUUGAUUAUUAAUUUAAUUUAGAUUCUAACAACAAUGCGAAUUCAUCAUAAAAUAAUUCAAUAAAUGCUCGUCAAAGCAUAUUAAAAAAAAGGAUAAAGAAGCAUCUAAGGCCCAAAAAAGCGUGAGGUUUAUAAAUACUGA
Paramecium sonneborni is the source of this 411-nucleotide messenger RNA. The record is from the annotation of a GenBank genome assembly. NCBI's taxonomy places the organism in Eukaryota, Ciliophora, Oligohymenophorea, Peniculida, Parameciidae.